This is a messenger RNA of Thermochaetoides thermophila DSM 1495, 261 nucleotides long. RefSeq lists its product as uncharacterized. The record is from RefSeq and is a predicted model, not a curated record. Lineage: Eukaryota; Fungi; Ascomycota; Sordariomycetes; Sordariales; Chaetomiaceae. The coding region runs from base 1 to 261 and encodes 86 amino acids. The transcript has a single exon.
AUGCUCGUUUACUUUUUAGCGAUGCUCGUAGUUCCUGGGCCUGAGAUCUGUGCUUGGGAUGACUUGUCGGAUCUGGUCAUGUUGGCUUGGAACUCUACACCUACUCUUCAGAACCUGAAGCAGUCAACACUCGGCGUGUGGUAUAAGCGCUAUUGGGGGAUUCGGCUUGGGAUUCGUGUGGAUGACGCUACGGGAAAGCCGAUGCUGGUGGCUGCUGAGGAAGGGGAGAAGAAGCUGGAAGAGGAUAUGAAGUACCAGUGA